AUGGACUUAGAAAGCUAAGUAGGCCCAGAAGAUUUAGCAAGGAGCCUUAUUAGAGAGUUUUUUUUAAAAUUAGGGUAUAAAAACUCAUUAGAUAUAUUUGAAAAAGAGGAUAAAAGACCUAGGGUAAAAAUGACCAAGCUUGAUUUAAUUAAGUUUCUCUCAAUGGAGAGACUAAUCAAAAAUAAUAAACAAAAAAUUCAACCAUAAUAGACCAUGCUUGAAAUCUUAACUGAUUAUUUAUUUUCGAAAUUCAAGGGAAGAUAAACAAAUGGAGGAUUAAGUGGUGAUAAAACCAAUACAAAUUUAGAUGAAGGGUAAUCUGUUUAUAGUUAAAAUAUUAAAAAUUAAGAAUAUUAAGACAGUCUUUAUGGUUCUUAAACUAAUAUAACAAAUAAAAUAUCAAAUGCAACAGGAUUUAAUAUUCAUAGGCCUCUAAGUGAUAAUAACUAUUCUAAUAAUGUUUCCACUGGAAAUUCAAAUAUAAGUAACGGCAGUAAUAAUAUUGGAGUAAAUUCAUAUUUAAGCUAAAAAAAUAAUGGACAUAUUUCUGGAUUUAGCUCCCAUAUUAGCAACAGUACAAAUAAUAGUAAUAGCUAACCACAUUCAUCAAAUUAAUCAUGGAUUACACAAAAUACUUUAAACAAUCCCUAAUCUAUAACUGCAGAGCAAUCCAGACCUCCUAAAUCAGCUGGCUAGUAAACUCAAAAUCCAAAUAAUAUCAAAGGAGCAUAAUAAUAGCAAGGUAUUAAGCCCACAUAAUAACUAAAAGAUUUCUCACAAGAAAAAGAAAGUGAUUAUUUAUCUUAUUUAGAAGACCAAAGUAAAAAAAGUAGCAACAAUAGUAGCGGGUUAAAUAUUGGAACUCCUUAACAAGUUGUUGUAAAUUCUGCAAACGCAAAUAAAGACACAGCUUCUCCCUUCAUAGACUAAAAUUUAGCAAAAAAUUUUAACUAGCCAAAUAUUAAUAAUGAUGAUGGAGAGUUUAAAUUCGAAUCCAGAAGAGGUAACAUGAAAAAAAUUGCAAGGCCUCCUUCCAGUGAUAAAAGGAAUUUACAGUAAAGUGAAUAAAUAACUUCUAUCAGAACAAGUAUCAACGGAUAGUUAGAUACAAAUGUUACAAAUAGUAAUGUAACAACCACUAAAAACCAGAAUUCUGAGUUCUUUAACAAUUUUAAUGAAUUGAUAAAUUAAGGUAGUAUCUAAAAUAAUAAGUUAGAUUUUAAUGAUCCCUUAUUUGGAGAAGUUACAAAUUAAUCUCAGUUACUUCAUCAAAUGCCAAACAAAAUCAGUAGUAAUAACAAUAAUAAUGACUCGAACGAAAACGCUGAGUUAAAAAGACCUGUGUCACGUUAAAAUAAGUCAAAUGUAAAUGAAUAGUUUUAAUCAUCUAAUUAAGCUUCAUCUAAUGUAGAGGAAUCAAACAACUCUAAGCAAUUCAAUUUUUUCAAUAAAAAGAAAAAAUAGGAAGAUCCAUCUUAGGAAAAUAAUAAAUAAUCUUCUUAAAGUGCUAUGAAUUAAAUACAUGAGGAAGAUGAUUUUGAUAAGAUGUUAGGAGCUAAUUAAGCAAUUACUUCAAUUAAACAUAUUGAGAAUCCAAAGAAAAAAAAAGGAAUAUUUGAUGAGGAUGAUGACGACUUAGAUUUCUCAUAAAAUUAAAAAAGUAGAAGAAAAGCAAGUCAGUAGGAUACAAAAGAAUAAAUAGGAUCUGACUUAAAUGAUACUGAACAUGCAAAAAUUAACUUCUUUGAACCAGGAAAAGUUAAUUUUGAUUUCUAGCCUCCUAAGAUAAACUUUUCUAAAACUGCAGGGAUAUAGACUUUUUCUAAGAAAAAUAUUUAGAGCCUAAGUGGAAUUGAAGUUCAGGAUAUAAAAAGACUUCUUUUUAAUCAGUCAUAAAAUAAAUUUCUUCCAGCUUCAUGGUCAUAAGGAUUUAUUUUGAAUGAAAAUGAUGAUUGUUUUUAUGGCCUUUUCUAAAAGGAAGGUGGUCCUUGUGGAGUCAUUGCCUGCGUUUAAGCUUUCUAUUUAAAAUAUUUAUUUUUUGUCUAUCCAACAACAUCACAAACAGCAGGGAGAAAUUUAUAAGAUUUCAAAAAUAAGAUAAUAAAAGAAAACUGCUUAGUCGCUGCCUUAGCAGAAAUAUUAUUUAACUGCAGAGGAGAUGAUGGAGUUAUCCGCUUUGCAAUUAUUUAAAAUUAAUCAGGUGCUAACAGUUCUUCAUAAUCUGCCCCUAUAGAUUGCUGUGGAUAUAUUUCAACAAAGGUUUAAACUAUAGAGUAAGCAUAUGAAGCAUUACAUGCUUAUAAAUCAGACUACAUUGGAUAGCACAAUUAAGGCGUCACAACUUUUCUUUAUAGUGUUAUAUUAACAAAAGGAAUCAAAGCUAUUUAAGAAGAAAUGGAUAGCUCUGAAAAUGCACUAAUAGGGCAUCAUGGUCAUUGUUCAUAAGAAUAAGUUAAUUUAUUCUUGACAGGUAAAGCACGUUCGAAUUGUUUUGAUGGAGAAAAAGUAUUAGAUGGUGAUUACAAACUUAAAGGAAUAGACAGCCGCUCUUAAUUUGGUUUUCUUACAAUAUUUGAGCAUCUUAAGUAUAUUGAGGUAGGUUCCUAUUUAAAAACUCCCCUUUUUCCCAUAUGGAUAAUUUGUAAAGAGUAUCAUUACUCAGUAAUUUUUGCAAAAGAUUUUAGAGCUAAUGAAAAAGCUUAACAACCACACUUUGAUUUAGUAUACUACGAUGAAUUGUAUAAUCCAUAAGAUAGAAUUAUUUUAACCGUUACAUAGAAAAAAUAUGCAAAAUCAAAUUAUAUUUCUUCACAAUCUUCAGACUAACAACACUUCUUAUUUAACAAAAAAAAUGACGAAGAUGAUGAUAUGAUUCCUGUAAUUGAGCUUGUAAUGCGUACAAAAUGGGGUAAAGAGAUAAAAGUUGAUUGGAAUGGUACAUAACCUAUAUUAUGA
Molecule: messenger RNA, 2955 nt
Organism: Tetrahymena thermophila SB210
Lineage: Eukaryota; Ciliophora; Oligohymenophorea; Hymenostomatida; Tetrahymenidae
Exons: 1
Biological process (GO): protein K48-linked deubiquitination
Molecular function (GO): K48-linked deubiquitinase activity; cysteine-type deubiquitinase activity
Source: RefSeq, a predicted model, not a curated record